AUGGAGAAACAAUCCAACGGUAGUCCAGCUGUUGCUGAAACGACAAGGUAUUCGGCCGUCGGUGUGAAAAUAUCGUGUGGUGUUUCUAACCCUUCAACUCCUGAAUCCACCCGUACCCCUCGUUCGCACGCACGCAAUGAGUCGCCCCUUGUAACGUUCACCCGUACCGUGCUUCGUGCAAGCAAGAAGAAGAUACGACCGAUCAUUCGUAGAGUGGUUCCCGAAUGUACUGUAUCGCCGGCGCAAUUCGAGGAAUCGUAUGAUGAUGAAGAUGACCCAAACGCAACACGCUUCGAAAACGGCUUCAAAAGCUCAUAUUGGGAAACUGCACCAAUGGAGGUUAUCGAUUUGGCAAGCAAGUACAACUAUACUAUUGUGGAGGAUAACAGCAUACAGAAAGAGGCUAUUGAGUUGAAGCGCAUCAUUCGCGAAUCACUCAACAAAAAGCUGAAAAUUAAAGCAGGAUAUGCUCAAAUCCAACGGUUGACCCAUGACAAACGCCAACAGGAUUUCCUUCGAAAGGAAUUCCGGGAGCUUAGUGAGCAAAUUGCUGACAUGCAAGAGGAUCUGCAAACGCUUGAUGUUUAUGAUACGGGUGCUUUCGACGAGGACAAAGAUGCUUUGAGCAGUAGUGCCAGUGCAUCGGCUUCGCUGCCUGCUGCUGCUACUGAAGGAGCUUCAACGUCAACGGGUGAAACGGGUGAACAACCAUCGAGCUCGGAAACUCCUGCUGAAGACGGGGAGGAAAAACCUGCAGAAGAAAAUCCGCGACUUGUUGCCCUGAAAAAAGAAUUGGAGAAGGAAAUGAAGGUUAAAAGAGGCUUGGAGAAUUAUUUACGGAAUGCUGGACCACGUCAACCAUGCCGGAAUGAAUCGCAAAGUCUGCUUGAUGACAGUAAAGCAAAGAUUGCUAUGCUCCGCAUGCAGAUCGAUCGAAUCAGUCAAGAGCAACUGAGUGCAGAUGUCAAUAAAACUAGUCUUGAGCUCUUGAUUGAAGACCUCCUGUACAGAUUCCACAAGGAACGAGCUCUCAUGGAUGGUGCUCGCAAUAUGCUUAGAACACUCCGCGCUCAAAAGAAAGCGGAUCCAAAAAGCCUUAAUGACGCGUCGCAGAACUAUGUGCAAUCAGCCGAAAAAACCGAUCUCAUACGAAUGGCACUUCUCAAAUAUUGUGCUCUUCUUCCUUCCGAACCAGGACGAUGCGACGAACUGAGAGAAGAAGUUGGGGAGAGCACAAUACCAUCCCCGCCACAAACGCGUUAUUUGGAGCGAUUCAGUCCACCAGCUUCGGCUAUCAAUUCAAAAGAAAGUCAUACUGGAAGCCUUCCAAGGAAUAUGUUUGGUCGUCGCCAUAGUGUCAUGCCACCAACCUUGGCAAUCAGUGGAAGAUUAGAAAUUCAUAUAAAUGGAUGUAUGGGCGUUGUGAGUCAAGUUGUCGACCGCGCUCUUCGCACAGAAGCUCUUGGCGUCUCCGCUUCUAGUGGCCUCUUCAACUCAGACUCAUCCUCAAAAUCGAAAAAUCGUCCGUCGACCAAAUCGGGCCAAAGCGAUGAAGUGUUCGUGGUUAUUCGUGUUGAUUCAAAAAUUAUCGGACAAACUGAAAUCCAUCCACUUGGCCAACAAUGCUGGGAUCAGACAUUUGAAUGCGACCUUGAUAGAUCUCGCGAAUUGGAAUUCGAAAUUUUCUAUCACGAUGACCGUUCCAUGUGCGCUUUCGCUAUUGUCAAAUUGAGCAACUUGAUUGAAACUCCACUGAAAGUUGGAAUUUUGGUGCCGCUUGAGCCACAAGGCCAAUUGUUUGUCCAAUUCCGUUACUUGAACCCGGUUGUAAGCCGCAAGCCUCGUUUGGAACGUCAAAAACGUCUUUUCCGAGUCAAAGCAGAAAAUGCUAGCGCAAAGAAGCAGCUUGGAGUCUUUGCUUUUUCUCGUCUCAUCAAGAGCCGUGGAAAUGAGCCGGUUGUGGAAUUCAAUGGUAAAACACCAAACAACCAUCCACCCUACAUGAGCCAAAUAUCAGCACCAGCCUACACGUCAGCUUAUGGAGAAUCCUCAUCGUCGCGUGGAAACAGCAGCAGCAACCACCAAUCAUCUUCUAGCCAACAACCUUGCUCGUCUGCUCAGCCAGUCGAAAAGAGCUUUCACCCACGAAAGUCAGCUAAGAAGAAGGAGGUUAUGCCUCCACCAGCCACCAAAGAACAACUUGUCGUCGACAAUAUUCCCGAAGGAAAAGUCGACCCGGUUCCAGUUCCAGCUGUUCGCCAACACUCAUUGGAUUACUUUGCAAAUGGCCGCGGCAGUGCUCUUUCAAUUGAUGAUUUCCGACUUAUCAGUGUUUUGGGACGCGGACACUUUGGAAAGGUUAUACUCUCACAACACAACGCUUCUAGGAACUAUUACGCCUUGAAAAUCCUUAAAAAGGGCGAUAUCCUUGGACGUGAUGAAGUCGAAUCGCUCUUAGUAGAAAAGCGCAUAUUUGAAGUUGCCUCGAGAGCCAGACAUCCGUUCCUUGUCAACCUUCAUGGCUGCUUCCAAACUCCUGAACAUGUUUUCUUCGUUAUGGAAUACAGUAUGGGUGGUGAUCUAAUGCGUCAUAUUCAUGACGACGUGUUCGAUGAGGAGCGUGGUUGUUUCUACGCAGCCUGCGUCGUUCUUGGGCUUGAUUUCCUUCACAAAAACAAUAUUAUCUAUCGCGAUAUUAAGCUUGAUAACCUUCUUCUCGAUCGCGAUGGCUACGUCAAAAUGGCCGAUUUUGGCUUAUGUAAAGAAGGAAUGGGACCAUUCGACAAAACAAGCACCUUCUGCGGAACCCCAGAAUUCUUAGCUCCUGAGGUCCUUUCCGAUUCCUCCUAUACUCGUGCAAUUGAUUGGUGGGGAUUGGGUGUCUUGAUCUUCGAAAUGCUCGUCGGCGAGCCACCAUUUAAUGGCGAAGAUGAAGAAGAGAUAUUUGACUCGAUUAUUUCUGAGGAAGUUCGUUAUCCGAGAUAUUUGUCAGUGGAAGCGAUUUCAAUUAUGAGACGACUUCUCCGUAAAACUCCAGAAAAGCGUUUGGGAUCAAGCGAGCGUGACGCCGAAGACGUGAAAACUCAGCGAUUCUUCCGUCAUAUCAAUUGGGAUUGGGACAAGCUUCUGAGCCGUGAACUUCGCCCACCAUUCCAGCCAAAAAUUCGUGAUCCUGAAGACGUUUCCAAUUUCGAUGAGGAGUUCACCACGGAACGUGCCAAGUUUUCAUCGGCCAAGAAUAACCGUGUGAUCACAGAAGCUGACCAACGGCUUUUCAAUAACUUUGAUUUCUCCCUUUUUUAA
This is a messenger RNA of Caenorhabditis bovis, 3303 nucleotides long. NCBI's taxonomy places the organism in Eukaryota, Metazoa, Nematoda, Chromadorea, Rhabditida, Rhabditidae. The record is from the annotation of a GenBank genome assembly.